Rhizopus microsporus ATCC 52813 is the source of this 703-nucleotide messenger RNA. RefSeq lists its product as uncharacterized. The record is from RefSeq and is a predicted model, not a curated record. The coding region runs from base 58 to 495 and encodes 145 amino acids. Lineage: Eukaryota; Fungi; Mucoromycota; Mucoromycetes; Mucorales; Rhizopodaceae. The transcript has a single exon.
AAAUCCCUCAAGAACCUAUUUAUAUGGAAGCUCUUAACACUCUUCGGCCUGUUUUUGAUGCUUAUGAUAGAGGCUACAACUUUGGCGAACAGGGACUUUAUUAUGAUAUCAAGCAUAACCCUAUCAACCACUUUAAGGCCUUUUAUCAACUCUUUCGUCUCUUUGUAUUUCUUGGUUUGCCCAUCUUCAAUUAUUUUUCUCUCGGGCGCUCAUGAUCUCCUUGUUACGUUACUAUCGACAGCAAGAUUCUCUGUCAAAACAUCCUGGGAAUUCGAUGGUCUAAUGCUGUCGAUAAACUGGACUACUGGCGCCGAGUUGUCAACCUUGAUUCAAAAGCUCUCAAGCCACAAGAAGGUAGACAACUUAGAUUCCGUGGCACUAUUCAAACUGAUGGCGUUGGUAUCACGGUUCUCAAGAAGAGGUUCGCCAGGCAAACAAGAUACACGGCAAGGUUCACAGUGGAGUAUGAAGCUACCUUCUACAUCAUCAACCUAACUCGUCGAAAUUAUCAAGAGAUUUCUGGUCGAUGCGUCGCUGUGGACCCAGGAAGAAGAGAUAUGUUGUAUUUUGUACACGAAAACUCUACACCAGAGCAACCAGUGCAAUUUCAGUACACUAAACAACAGCAAGAAAAGACGUGGAAAACCAAAAAGUACCGCCGAAUCUUGCAAGAUCUCAAAGCCCAGAAUCCUGAUGUCGUUCA